CCGUGGAGGGCGGAGGGUGGUGGCAGCGCUGGCGCUGGAGACCGGCUCGGUGGCUUCGGCAAACAGUUUGGCGCCGGCGGCCGCCAGCCUCACUCCACAGCCCGCCCUCGACACGGCUCGCAGCCUCCUCGCCGCCGGCAGCCCGCAAUGUGGCCCACCGUGCGGGUGUAGCAGCUGCGCGUGCGCGGAACCGCGGGGCCAUGAGCGAAGCCGGCGGCCGCCGGGGCUGUGGGUGCCGGGUCCCCCAGCGAGCGUCAUGGAGCCUGGUGGCAGUGUCGGCCGCGCUCUGUCUGAUGUUGGCCACGUCCGUGUGCACGGCAGGAGCCGCACCCAUGAGUAGGGAAGAGAAGCAGAAGCUUGGAAAUCAAGUCUUGGAAAUGUUUGAUCAUGCUUAUGGCAACUAUAUGGAACAUGCCUACCCAGCUGAUGAACUCAUGCCUUUAACCUGUCGAGGCCGUGUCAGAGGCCAGGAGCCAAGCCGGGGUGACGUGGAUGAUGCCCUGGGAAAGUUUUCCCUAACACUGAUCGAUUCUUUGGACACUCUUGUGGUAUUAAACAAAACUAAGGAAUUUGAAGAUGCAGUGAGAAAAGUUUUAAGGGAUGUUAAUUUAGAUAAUGAUGUAGUUGUUUCAGUCUUUGAAACAAACAUCAGAGUUCUUGGGGGUCUUUUGGGUGGCCACUCGCUGGCCAUCAUGCUGAAGGAAAAAGGUGAACACAUGCAGUGGUACAAUGACGAGCUUCUCCAGAUGGCUAAGCAGCUGGGUUACAAGCUCCUACCCGCUUUCAACACUACCAGUGGCCUUCCGUAUCCCAGGAUUAAUUUAAAGUUUGGCAUCAGAAAACCAGAAGCCCGGACGGGAACUGAGACAGACACCUGUACGGCUUGUGCGGGCACCUUGAUUCUCGAGUUUGCUGCCUUGAGUCGGUUCACAGGAGCCUCCAUAUUUGAGGAAUAUGCAAGAAAAGCUCUUGAUUUUCUCUGGGAAAAAAGACAGCGAAGUAGCAAUUUAGUAGGUGUGACUAUCAAUAUUCAUACUGGAGACUGGGUGCGCAAAGAUAGUGGAGUUGGAGCAGGGAUCGACUCCUAUUAUGAGUAUCUGUUGAAAGCCUAUGUCUUGCUUGGAGAUGACAGUUUUCUGGAAAGAUUUAAUACACAUUAUGAUGCCAUAAUGAGGUAUAUUAGCCAGCCACCUCUCCUACUUGAUGUGCAUAUCCACAAACCAAUGCUGAAUGCUCGGACCUGGAUGGAUGCAUUGCUUGCCUUUUUUCCAGGUUUGCAGGUUUUAAAGGGUGAUAUUAGACCUGCUAUUGAAACUCAUGAAAUGUUAUACCAGGUGAUUAAAAAACACAAUUUUCUACCAGAGGCAUUUACUACAGAUUUCAGGGUCCAUUGGGCCCAGCAUCCGUUAAGGCCAGAGUUCGCAGAAAGUACCUACUUCUUAUAUAAGGCUACAGGAGACCCUUACUACCUUGAAGUAGGGAAAACACUCAUUGAAAAUCUGAACAAGUAUGCUCGAGUGCCUUGCGGGUUUGCGGCCAUGAAGGAUGUUCGCACCGGGAGCCAUGAGGACAGAAUGGAUUCAUUCUUCUUGGCUGAAAUGUUUAAAUAUCUGUACCUGUUAUUUGCUGAUAAAGAGGACAUUAUUUUUGACAUAGAAGACUAUAUCUUUACAACAGAAGCUCAUCUGUUACCUCUUUGGCUGUCUACCACAAACCGAAGCGUCUCGAAGAAGAACACAACCUCAGAAUACACAGAACUGGAUGAUAGUAAUUUUGACUGGACUUGUCCAAACACUCAGAUUCUUUUUCCUAAUGAUCCAUUGUAUGCUCAGAGCAUCCGUGAACCCUUGAAAAAUGUGGUGGAUAAGAGCUGUCCAAGAGGCAUCAUCAGAGUAGAGGAGAGUUUCAGAAGUGGAGCUAAGCCUCCUCUGAGAGCCAGAGAUUUUAUGGCCACUAACCCUGAACAUUUAGAAAUCCUGAAGAAGAUGGGGGUGAGUUUGAUUCACCUCAAAGAUGGGCGAGUCCAGCUGGUCCAACAUGCAGUCCAAGCUGCUAGUUCAAUUGAUGCUGAAGAUGGGUUGCGGUUCAUGCAGGAGAUGAUAGAGCUGUCCAGUCAGCAACAGAAGGAGCAGCAGCUGCCUCCUCGAGCUGUCCAGAUUAUCUCUCACCCGUUUUUUGGCAGGGUAGUCUUAACUGCUGGACCAGCUCAGUUUGGGCUGGAUCUAUCUAAACACAAAGAGACAAGAGGAUUUGUUGCAAGCAGUAAGCCAUAUAAUGGUUGUUCAGAGCUCACUAACCCUGAGGCAGUGAUGGGAAAAAUUGCCUUGAUACAAAGAGGACAGUGCAUGUUUGCAGAAAAGGCACGCAACAUCCAGAAUGCUGGCGCCAUUGGCGGCAUUGUAAUUGAUGAUAACGAGGGGAGCAGCAGUGACACAGCCCCCCUGUUCCAGAUGGCCGGCGAUGGGAAGGACACGGAUGACAUAAAGAUCCCUAUGCUGUUCCUGUUCAGCAAGGAAGGAAGCAUCAUCCUGGACGCCAUCCGUGAGCACGAGCAGGUGGAGGUGCUCCUUUCUGACAAAGCGAGAGACCGAGCAGCCAUAUUAAAAGGUAAAAUGAGUCCAAGCUACAAUAUUAACAGUAAUCCUGAGAUGGAAAAUGAAGACCAGCCGUCUUCUGAAAAUGAUUCUCAGAAUCAAAGUGCAGAGCAGAUGGCAUCACUUCCCCAGACAAUUGACCUGGCUGAUCAGGAGACCCCUGAAAACUCUCUAGACUCUCACUCAGAGUCAUCAUCUCUAGGAGACAGCGAAGAAGCUGCCAGCUUCACCUCUUCUGAACAGAUACCUAGUUCUACAGAAAACCUUGAGACUACAAGUCUUGAUGGUGAAUGUACAGACUUAGAUAACCAACUUCAAGAACAAUCAGAAACGGAAGAAGAUUCCAGUCCUAAUGUCAGCUGGGGUACAAAGGCCCAGCCUAUAGACUCCAUAUUAGCAGACUGGAAUGAAGAUAUAGAAGCCUUUGAAAUGAUGGAGAAGGACGAACUAUGACUCUCUGAAAAGACUCUGGCGGUAGAUAUUUAACAAGAAGAGGUAAACUGUGAUUGUCAACACCCUGUACCAAGCAGGCUCUCCUUGGAGGCUCUGAGCAUUGCUCAAGCACGUUCUGACUGGGGUAAGUGGUUACCAUAGGAAUCUGGAGCAUGCUGUGUUAGAGCUGACCUCACUGAAACUGUCCUGUCCAAAGUGGAAACUCACAACCCCUCUUAUGGUGGUAUCACAUAACCUGCAGCUCCCAGGCCAGGGAAAGAUGACUGGCCAUUCCUGGGUAGACAAGAAACAAAUUCAGCUAAUGGAAAGUGGGAACAAGAAUCAGUGCAGCUUUCUAAUUGGAGAAAGCUUCACUGCCUUGGGUUUGAGGUUAGAGCCCUUUGGGGAAGAUUUGAAUGAGUAUUGUGGCACUGUGGCUUUGCUACCCUCACAGGAACACACUAAGUGACCUACAGGUUAUGAAGCAGAUGCAUUCAUGGUAACAACAGUUUCUGCUCAUCGCUCUUACCUGCUUCAAUCAGUGACAAUGGCCAAGGCGACUUGAUUUCUUUUCCUCUCCCAACAAUGACCUUACCAUUUAAACCAAAGGUGAAGCCACUUUUUCCAUAGGUCUCCAUAAAGGCCUACUAUGGGGCCAGGAAGAGGGUCCUAUAGAUAGUGUGGAAAUUGGUUGCUUAAUGCUCGGGGUAAAUAGAGAAGAAGAAACUGUAGUGUUGCAAUAUCAACUUCCCAUUGGACUGUCCUGGGGGAAGCUAUGACUACUCUAAAUGGGACUCAGCAUUAGAUCCUUGUGGGGUAGAUUUUUUCCUAGUUCAUUUCUCUUAAGGUGGUUACUCUAGCCAUCAGCCUUACUCCAUCCCAUGUUAGUAUGCAGUUGAGAGCGCAGGCUCAUCUCCAAGCGCUGUCCCAGUUGCCUGUCUGUAGAGCCAUGAGAAACCAUGGUAGAGGUCUGUAACCCCGGGUGACUACUGUCUUUCUCCUUUGAAGCUGGAGUCUGUCACAUUUUCUGUUAAAUCAUGGAUUUAGGUUUGUUUAGUUUUGCUUUAACAAAUAAUCCUCCUUCUGAUGUGAACUUGAAAAUUAGUCUCUGGUGACCUGUGUAAAAAACUAUAUAGCCAUAUAAAUGAAAGAAAAAGAUUUUUUUCUUUCUUUUUCUUUUUCUUUUCUUCUCUUUUUUUUUUUCUUUUUUUUGUGUGGCAGUCUGGAGCUGGUCACAUUUAAUUAUUUUUUGUUUUGCUUAUUGAUAUUUCUACAUUGAAAUCAUGGUUUUAUUCAUUUUAUUUAUUUUUAAACUUGUUUUAAUUGCUUCUAAAGGAAUAUUUAAGGGACUUCAUUCCUUUUUUACCAUGGCAUUACAUAAUAACUUUUCUCUAAAACAUGGUUUUGAGGUACUGAAUGACUUAGACUCUCUGUGGAGCUAUGGAAGGCAGCACUGUGUGCUGUGGUCAUGUCUGUGUGUCCAGUGUGUCUUAGGUCCAGGGGAACGUGCUCUUUUAGAAGGGAGAAAUACCUGUUCUCAAAAGGUUCAACUAAACAGAAUCGGUCAGUGAGUAAUGAAGCUUAGAGAAUUCCCUGGGGACGGGGGAGUGGCCAGGCCUUUACAACUCGUAGUUAAACCUGACAGCAAAAAUGGGUAUUUUAUUCUCUCUGCAUGUGACGUUUGGUGCGAGAAGAUAGAACCGUAAUACAUAUAGAGUGUAGAGGAGGUAGAUGUGCUUCGGGUGAUUUCAUUGCCAAGCUGCCAAAUUAGCUGAGGCUUACUGACUUGACUUGAUUUACAGGACUGGGGCUUGGAGAGAGGGACGGCUGUUCCUGAGACUCUGAGUACAGAGCCUUCUAUGGAUUGAGUUUAUAUUUGUAGCUCAAAGCCAUUGUUGACUAAAUCAACUCUGCUAAGUUAUCAACGCUGCAUAUUUUCUCCCCUUGAGAACUUAAGUAUGAAGGGGAGCCCGUGACACACUAGGAAAAGCCAGCUGACUGCCACUUACCAUCCCUUUGGCCACUAGGAGGUGCUGUUGCCCUUCGUUAAGGCUUGGGUGCACCUAUUGAUUUGUUUAGAAAAACCAAACCCUUUAAAGAAAUAAAGACAUUUUCCUUACUAUCUAGAAGGAAUAAUACUCAGUUUCCCCUACUUAGGAAAGGAGGAAUUUGUUCAGCUUCAGAACACAACAUUCUAACUGAUUCUCCAUUUUCGUAUUUGACAUACUGCCACAAAGUAGUCUUUGAGUUCACUAGAAAAUUCCAACAGCAUAGAUUUUUUUUUUUAAAUGUUUUUUUUUUUCAUUGUUGUUGAUGUUGUUUGUUAAGAACCUUUCAUAGAUAUUUUAUUUACUUGCUGAAGAUUCAGGGAAUUCUGAGACCCUGAGUUUAGAAACAUCUGGUCUACCUCAGUUCAAUGUUGACUGCUUAGAAAUAGAGCUGAAAGGAUCACCACAGCCAUAAAACCGCUUGACUAAGAAAGAUUUAUAUAAUGUUUACAAACCUGGAAUCAAGUGAGGAGAAACCUGGAAGCUAAAGGUUAAACUGUUAGAGCAAGUAUUUAAUUCAGGUAUUUUCAAGUUUUAAAACUUGUUUACCAAGUAAAAUUAGAUAUUUUUUUUCUCACAUAAAAACUCCAUUGAAAUUAUAUGCCCUAAUUUGCAAUAUUUUCCCCAUAAAACUUAAAUGUAAAAGAACAGUAAUUUACUAGAUAUGUUUGGGGUGGGGUAUUUUUUUAGGUAGGUUUUCUUUUUUCUUUUUAACCUGUGUAAAAAGCUUCCAAAAAGAGUAUAAUGGUUUUAGAACAAAUUAUUUUGUAAUUUUACUUUUUCUUUUCAUUACAGUGUAGAUAUUUUUAAAUGAAAAAUUAUGCACUCUCUGACUUCAAUUUCACUGAUGUAAUUAUUUUCUCGGGAAUUCUUUUAGAUUUAAAUUACCAUCAUAUAAACCUUUCUUAGAGCAAAGCCAGCAUUUCUCUCACCAAACUCCAUGCCAGAUUCAUUAUAAAGAGAGCUCAGCCUGAGUAAUUCACAUAGUGCUUAUCAUUUUAGAGGGAGGUAGCAUUUAGUAACUAUCCCAGCUGGUUGUUUUGUGGACAAGGCUACAGUCAGAACAUAGAAAAAACAUUCUGUGAAUGAAACAUUGUAUGUUCAGAUUUUAUAAAAGACAUUUUUAAAAGCCCAAUUUACAGCCGUAUAUUUUCUUAUGAUGUAAUUUAUGAAAAAGCCGUCUGUACUAACAGGUGCUGUAACACUACUGUUGUUGGGUUUUAUUGUUUGGUGAUAAAUGUAUACAAUAUUUCUAAUGGAAACUAUGUACUGUGAUGUAAAAGUCUGGGCAAAAUGUAUAUAAUCCUUGUAUAUAAUUGUGUAUUUGAUUAUAUUACUGAUUGUAAAUUUAAUAAAACAUGUAAAUAUUCUGGUCUAGUUUUAAAUUUUGAAUUUUUAGAAUCAUUGUACAAAGAUCUAGAAUUUGGUGUCUUUGUUUUCCUUUUGUCUCUCUUUACCUCAGGGCAGUGAGUUUGCAGGUGUUUGGGAAUAGAAACCCAUGCAACCAUCAGUUCUAAAACUCAAAGAGUACCUAGUACAAACUAGAGUUUAAAAAAAGUCAUAAUUCUGUGUCACUGUUGGUAACAUUUGUGUCUUGAAUUUACUUAUAUUUAGUAAAAUUAUUUGCCCUCUUUUAAUAGU
Molecule: messenger RNA, 6715 nt
Organism: Arvicanthis niloticus (Nile rat)
Lineage: Eukaryota; Metazoa; Chordata; Mammalia; Rodentia; Muridae
Gene: Edem3
Product: ER degradation enhancing alpha-mannosidase like protein 3
Biological process (GO): mannose trimming involved in glycoprotein ERAD pathway; endoplasmic reticulum mannose trimming; carbohydrate metabolic process
Cellular component (GO): endoplasmic reticulum; membrane
Molecular function (GO): calcium ion binding; mannosyl-oligosaccharide 1,2-alpha-mannosidase activity
Source: RefSeq, a predicted model, not a curated record